Prunus avium (sweet cherry) is the source of this 1750-nucleotide messenger RNA. RefSeq lists its product as uncharacterized. The record is from RefSeq and is a predicted model, not a curated record. Lineage: Eukaryota; Viridiplantae; Streptophyta; Magnoliopsida; Rosales; Rosaceae.
UCUCGUCUCUCCCCUCACACACGCAAAUUUUGUGACUUACAGAGACGCUUUAAGCUUCGUCCUCUCCUUGGCAUUUGUCUUCAACAUGACCAGAGUAAGAGAUGAAGUGUUUGAAGACGAAGGACCGGCUGUGAACUACUUAGAUGCCAACUAUUUUCAUGCUCCUGCCUCUCAACAUCGUGUGUAUGACCACGUCUCUUCUCCUGCUGAUAACAUAAGGAGAGAUGCUGCUGAGGAUCAAGGGUUGCGUAAGGACCAUCUGGGUCUGGAAGAAUUUUCUGGUUAUAUAUUUAUGUGUAAUGGAAGAACAAAACCAGAAUGCUACCUGCACCGUGUCUUUGGACUUCCCGCUGGAAGAAAGGAAGUUAUAGAGAAGAUUAGGCCAGGCAUGAAGCUAUUUCUAUUUGAUUAUAAUGUGAAGUUUCUUUAUGGGGUAUAUGAAGCAACCACUGCUGGAAAGUUGAACUUGGAAAGAACGGCUUUUGGUGGAAACUUUCCUGCACAGGUGAGAUUCAAAAUUUACAAGGAAUGCCUCCCCUUGCCAGAGAGUGAUUUUAAACAUGCUAUUCAAGAUAACUACAAGAGAGGCUCCAAUAAGUUUAAUACAAUUCUCAAUAGCCAACAAGUAAGCCAUUUGUUAUCACUGUUUCAUCCUAUUACCAUGCAAUCAUCCACCCAAAACGACAGUUCCUAUAUGAAGGAUCAAUUUCAGACCAGUGCAAGGGUGCCUUCUUCAGGCAGUACAUACUUUAGUUCAAUGCAUUCCAGUUACACUCCACAAGUGUUAGUGCCUCAACAUGUUCCACAGGGAGUCCAUCAGCAGUGGGAUAGUAGUGGAUCCACAGGAAACAUGGGUAUUGUCCAUUAUUCUGUGGGUUCACAACCAAUAGUGCCGGCUCAACCUAUGAAGGAUCAGUUUCAGUCCUCAGCAAACCUGCCUUCCAUGAAGGAUCCAAAUGCAGCCUGGGCGUACGGCAGUCUUUCUUCACCAAUGUUGGAGCCUCAGUAUAUUCAACCGAGCGUCCUACACCCACAAUACGUUAGUUAUGGAUACACAACGAACAUGGGCUACUUUUAUCCUGCUGUGCAACCACAAGCUAUGCCAGCUUCAACUCAGACAUAUUAUUCUGCUGAAUUUGGGCAGCAUCACUUGGCUGAAGUAACUGCCCAGCCAGCACCCAAAUCAUAUGAAAGCUAUUACAGGUAUGAGGCUGCACAGGACAGGGUUCCUACUGAUCAACACACAGGCUUCGGGCAUGGUUACAAUCAGUCACCUCUGCAGACGGAUAGGGAAACUAUUUUACAGCAGGAGAAUGCUGCUGAACACCACAAUCUCCACCAAGUGCCUCCAGCCCCACAUGCUCCACCAUCUAUACAACAACAUACCUUCACAUCAUAACAGCCUGGGCUUGCAGCAGGGACAGUUCCGAUGCCGUUGUCGAAUUCCUGAACAGGGGCCAGCCCAACAUAGAGCUGAUAGACAAAUUGUUGAUCUCAAACAUGCUGGAAAUUGAGCAUGAAUCUUUUGCAAAGAAAUGCUUGGUCUUUUUAUGACUUCACCUAUAUUUAGUUUAUGUUGUGAGCUUAAAACAAUAUUCUAGUGAGUUAUAAAUAGUUACUAGGUAGGUAGGAAUGAUACAUUGGUAGUGUUGUAGUAGCUCAGUGUAAAAUGGUCAAGGGCAGCUGUGGCCUUGCUUGCAGAAUGGUCUUUUAAAAAUAGAGCAUUAUUUCAUAUCAUUUUCAAUUAGCA